UAUGAAGUGCGCAUGUCAAUAUUUGGUGCGGAUUAAAAUGGAGAGAGAACACCGAAAACGAAAGUUAGACAACAGGAAAUAAAUAAUAAUACACUGCUAAAGGGACAUUUUCAAAAACGAUGAGUCACCAAACUGAGAUAGAGAAAAGAAAAUAUCGAAAUUGGGUGAGAGGUGGAUUGGCAUAUAAAUAUUUGAAACAAGGUUUGGAAGGUUUUGCUGAUGAUGUUGUUAAACAAGAUCAUAAGAGAAUUCUUAGUGCUAUAAAUUACACACCUGGUAUUACCUGUACUAGGUGCAUCAUUGGAAACCUGAAACCGACACAUGCAUGCAUGAUAAAUUCUGCAGGUAAAAAUGAGUGCUACUGGGGUCAACAUAAGUGUAAUUGUUUGCGCACAAAGACAGAAAAAUGUCGCCUUCAUAUAUGUGAUCGCAUUAUGGAAGAACUAUUUAGAAGCCAUGGAUCAACCCCGCCAACACUAAACUGGGCUAAUACUGACAUACAAAAAUGGUGUACAGAACCGUGGGAGGUCGCCAAAUGUUUCAUUAAUGCACCAGGCUAUUCAGACAAGACAAAGGCAGCUGGUAUAGACAUAUCUGGUUUACUCCUUGUCUUCAUUAAUAACACAAGUCUUCAUCCUCAUUUAGCAUGCUCCAUGACUGGAAAAAAUGUUUUUGUCAAGGUGCGAGAAAGAAGAAACAAAUUGUUUCAUUCAGCCACCAUGGAAGUUGAAGAAUGGGAAAUGUUUGAAUGUAUAGAUGAUAUCGUUGAAAUACUUGAAGACCCAAAACAACUCAAAGGAAGACCCGAGGCCCAGCAAGCUGUCAACAAACUCAAACAAUUAAAGAAUAGUGACUUCUUAAUCACCACCCACAAUGAGGUCGGGGUAUGUAGAGAGGCAUUAGCAUCCGUAAACCUGAAAUCAAAAGAAAUAGAACAGGCGAUUCAAGAUGCAAAGAAUUUCAUGAGUGAUGAAAAGAAAGAUAUUGUAGAGGGAUUGCAACAAGUAGCAGACAAACAUAAAGAAUACGUUAAAGAUGUCAGUGAUCAGGUAACGGAUACAGCUAAGAAGACAAUACAAAACAGUCUACAUGCAGCUGUCAAAGAAUUUGACAAACACAGCGAAAUGUUACAUGAAAGAGUAAAGAAACUGGAAAUAGACGUUUCAUCUGUGGAAAAACGUGUAACAUCAUUAGAAGGCACAGUUGGAGAAUUAGACUGUAUACGACAGAUGUUCAAGAAACGUUUAGAUUACGUCGAAGAGAAAAAAGAGCUACAAAAAAAGCUUGUUAAAUCUUACCAGAAGUAUUAUGUGAAGACAUCACUUUCUCCUUUGAAGCAACAAGAAGAUAGCAUCAACGUUAAAGAUGUAUAUGUACCUCCUGAGAUAGAGGUUGUUGAUGAAAAUCAAUCAGCAAAUCUGGAUAAAGGUAGGAGGAAGACGAAAGCGAAGGUAAAAGGAUAUCAAGACAUCUUUCAAACAAACGGACAACAGAAUAGGAAGAUUUACAUAUUAGGUGAUGUUGGAACAGGAAAGAGUACGUUCUGUAAAAUGAUGAUUGAAAACUGGUGUACAGCUGUAACUAGUUCGACCGGAAGUUCAAUUCGCUACGAAAAUGCUUGUGACAGAAUGGUUUGCAGUGACAACAUAAUGGGAAAAAGGUGUGACGAUGAUGUCAGUCAGAUAGGGCCGUAUGAAUUUCUUUUCUUUUUACCACUGCAAUAUAUGUCAACAUUUCAGUCAGAUGUCAUCGUUGAUAUGAUUAAGGAAUUCACAAAAGAUCUCAUUUCAGAUACAGAUUUGAUUGACAGAAUAUUUCAGGAAGACUCCGUUCGUUGUCUUAUCAUAGUUGAUAGUUUGGAUGAAUGGAGGCCUCCUAAAAAUAUUGUGCGUAAACCACAUGUAAGUUACGGAAUACCAAACGGAGACAGGGCUAAAGACGCAACAGUCCUUACAUUAUCUAGACCAUCAGCAAAAGGAUUACAUAAUUUGAAAAAAUCCGAAGUUGAUCUCAAGUUAAAAUUAUUAGGUAUAUCUAGUAGCUCGAUGGAACGAUUCAUUAAACGAUACAUUUCUGAUUAUGACACCUUUUUCAAUGAAAAAUCUUAUGAUAAAUUCAAAUCUAUUUUGCUGUCAAAACAGAUUGAGCAUGUGGAGAAAACGCCAUUGCUUUUGCAACAACUACUUUGGUUAUACUGUAAUGAUAAAGACAUUGGCAGAUCAAUUAGCGAAACUUACUGUCAGAUUUUAAAUACCAUGUUUGGUUGGUCAGACCGAGGGAAGGAUGAAGAUGACACUGAUGAAUGUCAGACUUGGGAAGAUUUUACAAACUUAACACUGCCCGAUAUGUUAAAAAGAUUUCCAAGAUUAGAGAACAACAAACGUAUCCUAUUUCUCCUAGGUCGAACUGCAUUUGAAAAAUGUCUCUCUGGGACAUUACAAGAAACAGUUACUUGUACAUACCUUAGCAAAAGAGAGUUGCGAAGAUGUGAUAUGGUUAGGCUUACACGAUUGGGUAUCUUGAAUGAGAGUAAGUGUUAUGACCCAACGCUCGAAGACACGCAACUUGAUUUCAUCCAUUUCUCUUAUCUUGAGUUUUUUGUUGCAUUAUAUGUAACGAUGUGUUAUUCCAUGGAACAAGCCGACUCUCUUCCAGAGAAAGAGAACAAUGGAAAACAUACGAUUGUAGAUGAGUUGCUUCGUACAUGUACAUCAGCUUUUGACGUAUUAGAGUUGUCCAAUGUGAUUAAAAUUAUUUGCGGUUUGUCCCCCUUACUUAUUGGUGAUAUGUCGAAAAGGAUUUCCUGUAUUGUGAAUAAUGACGAACACAUUACACAUCUUAGGUGUGAAAGAAAUUAUGAGAAAGUUCGGAUACAACGGCUGAUGGUAGACUGUCUCAAAGAGUGUGGUUCAGCUUGUAGGACAUUGAUAAGUAUCAGCGAUCUAUGCAUAAGUGAUCAUGAACCUAGUCCGUCUCUUCAAAGGAUUAACACAGAUAAUGUGGUUUCUCUGGCAUUUGUAGGUUCACCAGAAAAUAAUGUAGUGGAGUACAUCACACAAUGCAAACAUUUGCAAUACUUGUAUAUCAGAUAUGUUUCCUUUAAGAGGACAGAUAUUUCAUUAAUAUCAGAACAAUUGUCUGUAAAACAGUUGACGCUAAGUAGGGUAGAUAUUGGAGAUGAUGUUGAAGAACAUGCUACAGUUGACCUGUCUAGGCAGAACCAGCUGCAGCUACUUAAGCUUUUCUUAUGUGAUGAUAUGAGAAUUUCUGGUAUAAACACUGAACAACUUAAACAAGUUCACAUUGUUGAAGACUGUCCUGGUAUAAUUAAUUAUGAGUUUUUAUCAAAUGCCCGGCAACUUACAGAGCUUUGCAUUGAAAGAUAUGUUGCUGAUUUUGUAUCACAGGGUCAACGUUAUAAGAUUGACUUGUCUCAACAGACACAUCUCCAAACACUUAAGGUGAUAAAAU
Ruditapes philippinarum (Manila clam) is the source of this 3471-nucleotide messenger RNA. RefSeq lists its product as uncharacterized. The annotation marks the transcript as partial. NCBI's taxonomy places the organism in Eukaryota, Metazoa, Mollusca, Bivalvia, Venerida, Veneridae. The transcript is spliced from 6 exons. The record is from RefSeq and is a predicted model, not a curated record.